AUAACUACUACCGACUCAGCAAUAUAUGCGUGUAAAAAUGGCGACAGAAGAAGAACGUGUUGCAGCGGAAAUUGUGAGAUCUUUGGCUAGACACUUAAACUGCUUGAAUGGAGAUGAGAAAAACACAAGAAAGCGAGCAUUGGAGGCUAUAAAAAAAGAAACAAUAGAGAAAGACUGGUCAAGUACCGUGUUACAAGAAGUUUUUAACUGUCUGCUGAAUUCGCUUCUGAGAUGCCUAUCAGAUCCUAUGGAAAGAUGCCGAGAAGUUGCUAUUCAAAUAAUACAAGACUUUAUAAGAUGUGUUUCGAGACCAGAAUCGUCACUGCCUUACCUUUUGCCUUGCUUGGUUCAGCGACUCGGUGCUAAUGAGACAGUAGAAGCAGCAGAAGAGCUGCGGCUGUCCAUGGUGGAAGUUCUGUCGCUUAUUGUAGAGGUCUGUGAGAGGCACCUUGCUCCGUACCUGGACGAUAUGAUACAAAUACUACAAAAAACUAUAACUGACCCUUUCCCCGACGUUAUAAAGGAGAGUUGUAAAUGCACAAUACUUUUUGCCCGGAGUGUACCAGACCACUUCCACAUGCAAGCAGAGUGCCUGGUUAAGCCUUUGAUGCAGACUAUCUCACACCAGCAUUCUCGUGUGCGAAUGGCUAUCAUAGAGGCCACUGGGACUGUUGUCCGUUAUGGAACAGUGAAGACAAUGGAUGAUGUUCUCUCACACAUGGCACAGAGACUGUUUGAUCACUCACCCCAGGUGAGGAAGGCUGUGACUUUGGUUGUUGGUGACUGGCUUCUCAACUUCCGUGACAGAUACUCUUACUUCCACAAACUUCUUCCACUGUUGCUGAGCAGCCACAGUGAUGAAAUCCCAGAGAUAAAGGCUUUGGCAAUUGAUCUUUGGAGGCAAGUUGGUACUCAGUGGGAGAAAGAAAAUGAAGAUGAUCUGAAGGACAAAAUGGAUUUCUUGCUUUCCCCACCUGUGCAGUACCCUCCUGGAGUGGAUCGUCCAGGGCUGGGCUGCAGGGAACUGGUGGUGAGGAACUUGUCUAAGCUUAUGCCAGCCGUGAUCCAUGAAUCAAGGGAUUGGCUAGUGCAGACGCGAGUGAAGACAAUGCAGCUAUCGCAAGUUCUUAUUCUGCAUGCUGAAGAGCACUGCACGCAACACCUGCAGCAACUGCUCAUAACUCUCUACUAUGCCUGCUCUGACUCAGAACAAGCUGUCAGAAAAAAUGGUUUGGAGUCAGCCAGGCUCCUAGGGGUGUUUGUUACCCCCGAGGUCUUCCUCAAACUUAUUCUGGCUCAUGUGAAGAACUCUUCCUCAUGCUCCAGUUCUCCUUGGGCUCCUCUAAUGGUGUUUGCAGAAAUGCUGAAGGGGAGCAGCAGGAAGGUGCUGGGUCCACAACUUCUCCAAAUUGCACAAGUACUUUCCCAUCCUGAUGUCUGUCAGGAUUCUCAGCAGACUGUGUAUGUUGAGCAGUUGCUGGCAUGUGUGAAGGUUCUUCUGGAGGUGUGUGAGGAAGAUUGUGGCAUCAUCAGUCUACCACUACUAAAGAUUCUUGUGACUGUGCAGUGUUUAUCCACAGAACCGCAAAUCCAUUCUAAGGCAGAGGAUUGUGUAUUGUGCUUGUGUCAAGUGCAAAGUCUCCGUGUGCAUGAGCUGUACAGACAGCACAUGGCACAGUUGCUGCAAUGGUUGAUGGAAUCCCCAGAAUCCUGGUCCACAUACUCUAUCAAGAACACCCAACUGGAGAUUAUCGCCUUUCAGUCUGGUCCAGUGGUUGGAGAAUUUCUCCCAGAGCUCAUAUCUCUUUUGCAGAAUUGUUUAUUGCCCAGUCAAGAUCCAGAAAUGCGGCUGCACAUUUUUAUUAUGCUCUCCAAGCUUUUGUUGAAUUCUAGCACUACACUGGAUUCACAGGGGAUGUUUUCUAAGUCCCAAGAGGUGUUUCUGCAGGAACUCCUGUUACCUAAUCUGGUGUGGCACCCAGGCAAUACUGCUGCCGCAGUUAGGGCUUCAGCUCUCAGCUGUCUACUAGCUAUGCUGCAGGGCGGAGCUCUUUCAAAGGAACAGGUUCUAAAUAUGGAGACAGUUUUCAGUGCAUAUUUAAUUUCUGCACUGAACGAAGACUCACAGCUCUCUCGCGUCUUCGCCUGUAGAUCAAUAUCCUCAAUCAUUACUGUUACAGAACGAUGCCUUAACCCAGAUACACUCAACAAGAUCUACCCAGAGCUCUUAAAACGGUUAGAUGACAGCAGCCAGGAGGUGCGUGUUGAAGCUCUAAAAGCUCUGAGUGCAUGGCUCUCAUCUUUAGACACACAAACAUACCGCCCCAAUCUGGAGUUCUUUUUCCAGCAUUUACUGCUUUACUUAGAUGACCCUGACCACCAAUUCCAGCUUAUGGUCUUGAAUGUUCUAAAAGCCAGUAGUGUUGCAGAUCCUGAUCUUCUGCAGCAGAAAGUGGAGGAAGUGAGAGAGAAGCAGCGCAACUCUGAGUACUGUGAUCAGCUUCUCCAGUAUAUACAUUCCAUCUGAGGCAAAGCCAUCCAGUGGACUAAAUAAAGUUUUUAAAAUGUAUUAAUGAUCAUUUAUGGUUUGCUGCUUGUAAUAUUACAGGAUAUAGAUUAAAGUUAUAUGUUUAGCAGUAGUAUUGCUAUGCUGGAAACAAGCAAACAGAUGGAACCAAAUUCCUUGUGUGUGUCGACAGACUUGGCCAAUAAACCUGAUUCUGAUUCUGA
This is a messenger RNA of Tachysurus vachellii, 2730 nucleotides long. Its product is annotated as dynein axonemal assembly factor 5-like. Gene Ontology annotation, cellular component: cytoplasm. Lineage: Eukaryota; Metazoa; Chordata; Actinopteri; Siluriformes; Bagridae. The record is from RefSeq and is a predicted model, not a curated record. Gene Ontology annotation, molecular function: dynein intermediate chain binding. The transcript has 13 exons. Gene Ontology annotation, biological process: outer dynein arm assembly; inner dynein arm assembly; cilium movement. Bases 26 to 2527 code for a protein of 833 amino acids.